Molecule: messenger RNA, 3833 nt
Organism: Nelumbo nucifera (sacred lotus)
Lineage: Eukaryota; Viridiplantae; Streptophyta; Magnoliopsida; Proteales; Nelumbonaceae
Biological process (GO): tricarboxylic acid cycle
Cellular component (GO): mitochondrion; oxoglutarate dehydrogenase complex
Molecular function (GO): thiamine pyrophosphate binding; oxoglutarate dehydrogenase (succinyl-transferring) activity
Source: RefSeq, a predicted model, not a curated record
GUCCAGCAUAACUGCUCCUCCUUCACCUUCGUCGAGCUCACAAGCGGCGGCAAGAAAUGGCAGCUUCAGCAUUCAAGGUUUCUCUGCUUUACGUUAGCCUUCUACACCUUGGAUUCGUAUGAAAUGGGCGCAAAUUUUUAAGUUAGGAUGUUUAGCGUUUGAAACCGGGCUGAAGAGCAAGGAAUUUCUGAUCAAGUCAGCUUGUUUGUGAAUUGGGAUCAGUAGAAAUGGCAUGGUUCAGAGCUGUUUCUAGUGCAGCGAAGUUAGCUGCUGUUAGGAGAAAUCUGGUUCGAGCGAGGUCUUAUGCGAAGAGGGCACUGUUGCUUCCAUUACAGAACCGAUAUUUUCACUCUACGUUCUAUAAAUCGAAGGCGCAAGGUGCGCCAGUUCCUCGGCCGGUGCCCCUCUCGAGGUUGACCGAUAGCUUCCUUGAUGGCACGAGUAGCGUCUACAUAGAAGAGCUGCAGAGGGCUUGGGAGGCUGAUCCCGAUAGCGUGGAUGAGUCAUGGGACAGUUUCUUUAGAAACUUUGUUGGACAGGCCGCCACAUCGCCUGGAAUCUCAGGCCAAACGAUUCAGGAGAGUAUGCGCUUGUUGAAGCUCGUUAGAGCUUACCAGGUUAAUGGCCACAACAAAGCUCAGUUGGAUCCUUUGGAGUUGGAGGAACGUGAAAUUCCAGAUGAUUUGGACCCUGCUUUUUAUGGGUUCACGGAAGCUGAUCUUGAUAGGGAAUUCUUCCUUGGGGUGUGGAGUAUGGCUGGUUUCUUGUCUGAAAAUCGUCCUGUACAAACUCUGCGAACCAUACUAAUGCGACUUGAACAGGCUUACUGUGGGAGCAUUGGCUAUGAGUACAUGCAUAUUCCUGAUCGUGAAAAGUGUAAUUGGUUGAGAGACAAGAUUGAGACACCGACCCCAAGGCAAUACAACCAGCAGCGCCGAGUAGUAAUUCUUGAUAGGCUCAUAUGGGGCACUCAUUUUGAGAACUUCUUGGCCACAAAGUGGACAGCUGCAAAGAGAUUUGGCCUUGAAGGUGGAGAAACUUUGAUUCCUGGUAUGAAAGAGAUGUUUGAUCGAGCAGCCGAUCUUGGGGUUGAGACCAUUGUCAUCGGAAUGUCACAUAGAGGAAGAUUGAAUGUACUGGGAAACGUGGUUCGGAAGCCACUUGCUCAGAUUUUCAGUGAGUUCAGUGGUGGUACCAAGCCAGUUGAUGAAAUUGGUCUAUACACAGGAACUGGUGAUGUCAAGUACCACUUGGGUACUUCUUAUGAUCGAGCAACCAGGGGCGGGAAGAGAAUUCACCUGUCUUUGGUUGCUAAUCCCAGUCAUUUGGAAGCUGUAGAUCCAGUUGUGGUGGGGAAAACUCGUGGGAAACAAUAUUACUCUAAUGAUGUAGAAAGGACAAAGAAUCUUGGGGUGUUAAUCCAUGGAGAUGGAAGCUUUGCAGGGCAGGGUGUUGUUUAUGAGACUCUGCAUCUUAGUGCUCUUCCAAAUUACAAAACUGGUGGGACCAUCCACAUUGUGGUGAACAACCAAGUGGCUUUCACAACUGAUCCAAGAUCUGGUAGAUCUUCAAAAUAUUGCACCGAUGUGGCUAAAGCCUUGAAUGCCCCUAUUUUCCAUGUAAAUGGCGAUGAUGUGGAAGCAGUUGUUCAUGCUUGUGAGCUUGCAGCAGAGUGGCGCCAGAAAUUCCACUCUGAUGUGGUAGUUGAUAUAAUAUGCUACCGUCGAUUUGGACAUAAUGAGAUUGACGAACCUUCUUUUACGCAACCUAAAAUGUAUAAAGUCAUUCGAAACCAUCCAUCUGCUUUAGAGAUUUACCAGAAGAAACUCCUAGAGUCUGGGCAAAUCAAUCAAGAAGACGUUAACAGGAUACACAACAAGGUUAAUUCCAUUCUUAAUGAAGAAUUUGUGAGCAGCAAAGAUUACGUCCCCAAAAGAAGGGAUUGGCUUUCAGCUUAUUGGUCCGGGUUUAAAUCACCUGAACAGCUUUCACGUGUCCGAAACACUGGGGUUAAACCUGAGAUAUUGAAGAAUGUUGGCAAGGCAAUCUGUACUAUUCCUGAAAAUUUCAAGGCUCACAGAGCUGUAAAGAAGAUUUUUGAGCAGCGUGCUCAGAUGAUUGAAACAGGGGAAGGUAUUGACUGGGCACUUGGGGAAGCACUUGCUUUUGCUACAUUGCUGGUUGAAGGUAACCAUGUUAGGUUGAGCGGUCAGGAUGUUGAAAGAGGCACAUUUAGUCAUCGACAUGCAAUAAUUCAUGAUCAAGAAAAUUGGGAGAAGUACUGCCCUUUGGGCCAUGUUCUAAUUAAUCAAAAUGAGGAGAUGUUUACUGUCAGCAACAGUUCUCUUUCAGAGUUUGCUGUCCUUGGAUUCGAGAUGGGUUAUUCAAUGGAAAAUCCAAAUUCCUUGGUACUCUGGGAAGCUCAAUUUGGUGAUUUUGCAAAUGGUGCUCAAGUGAUAUUUGAUCAGUUCUUGAGCAGUGGGGAAUCAAAGUGGCUACGUCAAGCUGGACUUGUUGUGCUGCUUCCUCAUGGGUAUGAUGGUCAGGGCCCUGAACAUUCAAGUGCGCGAUUGGAGCGGUUCCUUCAGAUGAGCGAUGAUAAUCCCUAUGUUAUACCUGAGAUGGAUCAAACUCUUAGGAGGCAGAUCCAAGAAUGCAAUUGGCAGGUUGUCAAUGUUACAACCCCUGCUAAUUAUUUCCAUGUUUUACGGCGUCAGAUACACAGGGAUUUUCGGAAGCCACUAAUUGUAAUGUCUCCUAAAAACCUGCUACGCCACAAGGAUUGUAAAUCAAAUCUAUCUGAGUUUGAUGACGUCGAAGGUCACCCAGGUUUUGACAAGCAAGGGACCUGUUUCAAACGCCUUAUAAAGGAUCACAAUUUUCGCUCUGAUCUUGAGGAAGGCAUCAGACGCCUGGUUCUCUGCUCUGGAAAAGUAUAUUAUGAGCUUGACGAGGAGCGAAAGAAAGUUAACGGCAAUGAUGUUGCAAUAUGCAGGAUAGAACAACUUUGCCCUUUCCCUUAUGAUCUUAUCCAACGAGAGCUGAGGAGAUAUCCAAAUGCAGAGGUUGUAUGGUGUCAGGAAGAGCCCAUGAAUAUGGGUGCGUACAAUUACAUAGCACCUCGCCUUUGUACCGCCAUGAGGACACUGGGGAGAGGUGGUAUGGAGGACAUCAAGUAUGUUGGUCGUGCUCCAUCUGCAGCCACAGCUACUGGUUUCUACCAAGUUCAUGUCAAAGAACAGACUGAACUUGUACAAAAAGCAAUGCAGCCUGAGCCAAUCAAAUAUCCAUACUGAAGAGAACUUUCAAAAGUUUCUGCAAGGCAACAAAAAAGAAAAUAAUGAGAUUCAUGGAAGGACUAUCUGAGAAACUUUGAUCCCAAUAUAAACUCCAUGUGUGCGAUAUCUGAGAAACAUUUUUUUCUUCUUCUUUGUCACUUUUCUGGUUUCCAAUAUCGUGGCACUAUCAGUGGAUUUUGGAUAGUUACGAGAUUUGCACAAGAUGAUUUGUGCAUUUUGAAUUUUUCAGUUUUCCUCAGCUGCGGAAAAUGAGGUGUUCAUGUGCACAUAUUGACUCGUAUCUGCUCUUUCAUUGUAUCUUUUAGGUGGACCGAGGUCAUAAAUUAUGAUGUCACCACCAGUUACUUCACUUUACACGCAUUACUGAACAUGGUCACCGACUGCAGUCACUAUUUGUUUGUAAUAUGUCUUCUUUCUUGUAGUUUGUUCCUUCUUGGUUCCGAAGAGGAUAGCCCCGCCCAUUCAUUGCUGGAAUGUUUCAAAUUGAACAAUUAGCAUAUUGGAAUCUAAGCCAUGGCAUCUCACCUGUUGAUC